UACUCCAUUACCCCAUCAUUUGUCGUCAGGUUUGACAGUACGCCACCCAAAGCCACCCUAGCCCCUAGCGGAAUACACCAAGCUGUUCUUCGUAGUGCGUCCGUCUGCGCCGGUAGCGAUCCAUUAUUCGCGACGGUAGCGAUCCAUCAUCCCGGACGGAACAGGUGCCGCCAACGCCUAUAUUCUAAUCCUCGGUGUAAUGUUCCGCGAGUUGAAUCACGACGACAGGCGGCCCGUCCGCCCUCUGCCGUCCACCAUUGUCUGCCAACAGCUGAGCAACUGUGGCUGCGAACGAGCACCAGUGUAUCAGGUUUGGGUUUUGAUAUUACGCAAAACGAUUCGCUUCUAGAUUUGCACCCUAGCAUCAUGUGCUGCCGAGGCGCUGCCAUGUUGAUGCAUUCUCUAUCUUCAGGCGCCGCGCUUACCGUUGCAUUCGCUAGUCUCCUGCAGUAA
Molecule: messenger RNA, 453 nt
Organism: Bipolaris victoriae FI3
Lineage: Eukaryota; Fungi; Ascomycota; Dothideomycetes; Pleosporales; Pleosporaceae
Exons: 1
Source: RefSeq, a predicted model, not a curated record